GCGCGGCUUCAGGGAGCUCGCGGAUGACUUCUGCAAGUGGCGGUCGUGCCGCCGCGUGGCAGCUCAUCCAGUUGACGGUGGACUUCCUCGGCGGAUUCUCGAGGGCCUGCGCGCUCCUGUGAUCGGGCCCUCGGCCAGCGAGGGCUCGACGGCUUCUGGGGUCGAGGACGAGCUCACGGACAACAGGGAGGGUGCUGGGGCGAAGGACCUGCUGAAGACCGAGAGCAAGUCCAUACACGAGGCCGUGCGCAACCAUGUCGAGGCCCAGCGCGAGGCGGAGACCAAGCGCGAGCUGAACCACCUGGAGGGCAUCCCUCAGGUGGCAGUCCGCACGGCAGAGUCCGAGCGGCAGUUGGCCAAGCAGGCGCAGAGCAUGAUGGAGGCAGAGCGCAAGGCGAAGGUCGAGGCCGAGAGCGAUCUGCGCUGUCUCGAGGACAUGCUGCAGGAGGCGGUGCGCACGGCAGAGGCAGAGCGCAAUAUGGCGCAGCAGUCGCAGAGCAUGGUGGAGGCAGUGCGCAAAGCCAAAGUCGAGGUGGAGAGCAAGCUCGUGGAGGCAGGGCGCAGGGUAGAGGCCGAGCGCAAGCUCACCACCCUGAAGAACUGGGAGUUCGCAGGCGAGACCACGAAGUUGAUGGUUCGGCAGGCAUACCUCGCGGGCUACGGA
Molecule: messenger RNA, 664 nt
Organism: Prorocentrum cordatum
Lineage: Eukaryota; Dinophyceae; Prorocentrales; Prorocentraceae
Source: the annotation of a GenBank genome assembly